AUGGACGCCUCCUCCCUCCGCAUCUCCAAGUUCGAUGGAACUAACUUCCACGCCUGGAAGUUCAAGAUGCAGAUGGUGCUGGAGGAACGGGACCUAUGGGAGGUCGUCAGCGGUGAGAUCAAGGCGGAACAGUGCGAGACUCAGUUGGACCAAGCGACGUACAAGAGGAAGUCAAGAAAGGCGAUGGCAGUGAUCUGUCUAGCCAUGGAAGAUUCCCAGCUACCGUUGGUCCGGUCGGCAAGUGGUGCAUGCGACGCAUGGUCAAGGUUGGAAGACCACUUCGAGAAGAAGAGUCUUGCCAACAAGCUGUUCUUGCGCCGUCGCUUCUUCACGACAAUGAUGGAAGAAGGCGACGAUGUGCUCGAACACAUCAACAAGCUCAAGACGCUGGCGGAACAGCUAGAAGCGGUGGGGGCUCCAGUCUGCGAGGACGAUCUGGUGAUCACACUCCUCGGCAGCCUGAGUGACUCGUAUCAAUUCUUGAUCACAGCUUUGGAGUCGCACUCAGACACUCUUAGCUGGGAGCUCGUGACGUCUCGACUGCUUCAUGAAGAAAUGAAGCGGAAGGAGCAAGGAAGUAAAGGUGAUGAAGCUUCGCAAGGUCAAGCGUUCAUCACAAGGGACAAUCAGCGCAAAGGGCGACCAGUGAAGAAGUCCUGGCCGUGCCACAAUUGCGGAAAGAUUGGUCACUGGAUGGCGGAGUGCCCCUCGCGCAUCCAAGAAAACACGGAGAGACACCGGCCACAGCGUGCUCAAGACAGCGGCGACCGCUAUCGAUCACAACGUGCAAACGUCGCUCAAGAAGAAGACUCGGGCGACUACCUCUUUUCGAUCGGUGAAACGACAUCUGCGAAAUCGAGCGACAUCUGGCUGGUCGACUCCGGGGCGACGCAGCACAUGACGUGCUCCAAGAAGUUCAUGCGGAACUACAAGGGGUUUGACGCUGUGGAUGUCCAUCUCGCGGAUGAUGGAAUCGUCCAAGCAAUCGGCAGUGGGGACAUUGUCAUGUCGAUGAAGACACCCCAAGGGAUGAAGAAAGGUGUGCUCACAAACGUGUGGCACAUCCCAAAGUUAUCCAGAAACCUGUUCUCGGUCGGCCGCUUCACCAAGGAUGUCGGCCCAGUGACGUUCACGAAGGAUGGGUGCUAUGGAGAAGCGAAAGGGACCAAGUGGAAAAUUGGUGCCCGUGAAGGUAAAGGACUGUUCAAGCUGCAAAUGACUCCAGUGGCGCCGGAACAAGCAAAUGCAGCCAAGUCGUCGGGAUGUCAAGGGGGCACCAAGUCGUACCUCUGGCACCUUCGGCUUGGCCACAUAGGUCACGAUGGACUCAAUUGCAUCGUGACGAAGAACAUUGGAAUUGGCAUCGACAUAUCUUCGGUGAAGAAGUGGGACGUGUGUGAAGGUUGUGCUCUGGGAAAACAGACUCGAGUGCGCUUCCAAUCAAACACUACAGCUCGCACCUCCAAACUCCUCGAAGUGAUUCACAGCGACGUAUGCGGACCGAUGUCGAUGGCAACUUUCAGUGGAAAACGGUACUUCGUGACAUUCAUUGAUGACAAGUCAAGAUACUGUGUCGUCUAUCUGCUCAAGAGCAAAUCUGAAGUUGCGGCGAAGUUCAUGGAAUACGCUGCGAUGGCCGAAACGCAAACCGGAAAGCGCGUGAAGUACCUUCAAAGCGACAAUGGGGGUGAAUACAAGUCCGACAAGCUGGCACGAUUCUGCGCGGAACGGGGAAUACAACAAAGGUUCACCCCCCCCAUAUACUCCUCAGCUAAACGGAGUAGCUGA
Molecule: messenger RNA, 1788 nt
Organism: Peronospora matthiolae
Lineage: Eukaryota; Oomycota; Peronosporomycetes; Peronosporales; Peronosporaceae
Source: the annotation of a GenBank genome assembly